Molecule: messenger RNA, 363 nt
Organism: Ostertagia ostertagi
Lineage: Eukaryota; Metazoa; Nematoda; Chromadorea; Rhabditida; Trichostrongylidae
Source: the annotation of a GenBank genome assembly
AUGGCUUCAAAGAAAUGCAGCUCUGGUUUCCUUGUCUACUCGUUUCUUGCUCACAUAUUCUUAAAAUGUGAAGGCUACGGAUAUGGUUACGACUGCGGAUGCUAUCAGCAGCAACAAUCUGCGCAACCGAUACCGGUUCCAGUGAUUGAGCCUAUUCCAGUAAUUGAGCCUAUUCCAGUGAUUCAGCGUAUUCCAUUCCUGGGCCGGAGAUCAAUAUUCGGAUCUCCUUUCAGAAGACGAUUUCCAUUUCUCGGUAUGCUAAAUGCAGCGAGAACUGAAGGUGCGAUCGCAGGGGCACAAGCUGGAGCACAAACUGGAGCGUUGGCAGGAGCAUUAAACAGUGGUUGUACAAGUUGUAAAUAG